Messenger RNA from Candida dubliniensis CD36, 1998 nucleotides. RefSeq names its product Vid21p (gene VID21). The record is from RefSeq and is a predicted model, not a curated record. The coding region runs from base 1 to 1998 and encodes 665 amino acids. The transcript has a single exon. Lineage: Eukaryota; Fungi; Ascomycota; Pichiomycetes; Serinales; Debaryomycetaceae.
AUGUCCAACACCUGGAAGUCCCGCCUAACAGAGAUUCUGCACAUCACGGCAGACCCGUUCUUACGGGACUUUCAAAAACUCCACACAGAAAACCCCAACCAGAUCCUAUCCCUUCUCCAUGACUCCGACACCUUUGUCGAACACACAUUCAAAACAACCAUCAUCAAGUCCAUGGAGGAGUCGAUGUACCGCCCAUUGAUACCAACCACUGAAAUGAAACGUCGCCAAGCAACCCACACCGAAGCUCCACCACGUAAAGUCCAAAAAACCACCCCCUACAAGCCCACUGCCGUCAAGUCCCUAAAAACCCAAGACCAAAUCAACCAAGAAAGAUUGACACACUACCUCAAUCAGCCAUUGGAAGACUUAGAAGUGAUGACUGUCCCUGAUCACUACCCAACCAGCGUACCUGUUGUGUCAUCCUUGCCCGAACUAUACUACCUAACCCAAACCCUUCCACUGAUAAAACUACUCCCCAAAUCCCACAAGGUACUCAUGACAGAAAACUUUGAGCUGGCAUUGGCAGAAGGGAAAAUAGCCGUGCUCUACUCCCGCAUCGAAGAACUAAAACGUCAGGGCAAGUGGUCGUUGCGACAACCCCAAAAAUUCUACGACCCAUUCAAGUUUAUCCGCAAAUCAAAAAAGAAAUCGGCUCAUUGGGACUACUUGCUCCAGGAAGGGAAAUGGAUGGCCGACGAUUUUAGAGAGUCCCUGAAGUAUAAGAAAUGGUGUUGUGUGUUGAUCGCAGAAGCGGUAGAAGAGUACUGGAAGAAAGUAGCUAAAACCCCACCCAAACCUGUCGUCGACGUAACAAACUUAAAAAAGAUUGACAAUUCCAUCAUUCGCAACUUGCCAGUAUACACCGGCCUAGAGAACGACACUACAAAAGACCAACCAAUCGCAACAGUUUCCAAACUCAUCUACCCGUCCGAAAACGACCACUGGUACAAGAUCGUCCUAAAACAACAUGACCACGUCAACUCCCCACACACCAACGAACCAGGGUUGUUUGGUCCCCAGGCCCACCGCAAAUACAAUAUCCUCAAACCACCAAAACCACCACCACCAAAAAACAUCGAGUUCCGAAUCCCAACAAUCUGGCUCCCUGAAGACGACAAGCGCUUAAUCCAUUAUGUUGCCGAAUUCUGUUUCAACUGGGACCUCAUAUCUGAACAUAUCCUGUCGACGUCUUCUGCUGUCAGCCUAAAAAAAUACGAGUCCAACAUCGAGCGGCGUACCCCAUGGCAGUGUUUUGAACGCUAUAUCCAGUUAAAUGACAAGUUCCAAUUUUCCGACAUGAAGGGCGUAUAUGCCUACCACGCGCAACAAUGGCUAGAACAGGCCCAUAGAGCUCAACUGACAACUAAACGCAGAAUCUCACCAUUGGGCGUGGCCCCGGAGUCGAUUCAAAGAGGUAAUAGAAAAUUGCGCUGGGCAUCCAUGUUUGAUGCAAUACGAAAGUCUAUGAAGAAACGAGAAAUCGUCGCCGCAAAGCUAAACCACCGCAAAUCAACUGCAGAACUACAAGCCAGCCAAAACCCAACCUCCCCUCAAUCCACAACCGUGCCUACCCCAGCAGAACUAUCACGACUAAAAUUCGAAAGAGACAAAUCGCUACACGAAAACCAGAUCAACCACCAAGCCACAAGAGCACGCAUGAUGCAGGCAGUUGCACCCCCACAACAACCAAAAAGACCUACAACGCCAAACGGAACCCCUCUAACCAACGAACAAAUCCAACAGUUGCUCCAAAUGCAAAAACACCGAAGAAUGUUGCAGCUCCAACAACAGAGGGCAAACCCCGCGCCACCUCUACCACCUCCACCACAACCACAACCACAACCACCAAAAAUACACUUCCCUCCUGCCCAAGUAUCCAAAGUCAUUAACGAUAUCCAGCAACAAAAUCCAGGAUUAUCGAAAGACCAAGUGACAAAACUUGCCGCCCAGUACCUUGCAAGCCUUCUGCAAGGGUAUAGAUCACCAAAUAACGCGUAG